AUGGAACUUCUUGUCUACGUGCUGUUACUUACUCAAGCAGUUCUAGGAAAUACUAAACUAGACAGCUGUGACGAAGAGUGUACUUGCAUAUCAGGGAUUUUGAAGACCGAAAAAUCUUGUACAAGUGUCGAGGAGGCAUUUAGAAACUUUAACAUAACUCCGGACUACGUACAAGUCGCACCAAAGGAUUUUCUAGAGGCGGACUUUGGCACGGCAACAGUGAAUUUAGGAAAUUUCAUACCUCCUCUUAGACUUGUUGACCCUAAAACUGUAAGUUACCAUAAAGGGAAAAAACAUGGAUAUUACACAUUGCUAGACAUCGACUUCGAUGGCGAAUCAAAUGUAAAAGUUAUCGACCUUUUGAUGAAUAUAAGGGACGUGGAGAAGGUAGUACCAACAUCUGGAGAUGUGAUUGUCUUGUUUACUCCGCCCUUACCUGCUUUAGGAAGUGGAGUCCAUCGUCAUGGAAAAUUAUUGUAUGAGCAAAAAGGACCAAUUGAUGCAAACCAACUAGAUCUUUUAAAAUUAUCGAGAUAUCCAGUAAUACCUAACCUAACAAAGUUCACGAAGACCUAUCACCUUGGAAACCCCGUCGCUGGUAACUUGUAUACAACGGAGUUGAGACGCUGUGACAGUUCUGAUAAAUGUUUGGACAAGGACGACAGUGUAAAACAAUGUGAAAGAUUAUGUAAAAUUCUGUCAAACUGCAAUAAUGAUCAAAUAGAUCAAAUGCAAUGUGAUGCAGUUGAUAAAUAA
Molecule: messenger RNA, 756 nt
Organism: Pieris macdunnoughi
Lineage: Eukaryota; Metazoa; Arthropoda; Insecta; Lepidoptera; Pieridae
Source: the annotation of a GenBank genome assembly